Messenger RNA from Venustampulla echinocandica, 1272 nucleotides. RefSeq lists its product as uncharacterized. The transcript is spliced from 2 exons. The coding region runs from base 1 to 1272 and encodes 423 amino acids. Lineage: Eukaryota; Fungi; Ascomycota; Leotiomycetes; Helotiales; Pleuroascaceae. The record is from RefSeq and is a predicted model, not a curated record.
AUGGCUUCCUCUCCUCCAAACCCGCCCUCUCGACAGACCUCCAACCGUAAUUCAUCAAGCAGACAAAACAUGAGGGCUUCCGGAUCUGUUGCACAUUCUCCAAGUAUUCCACAAAGGUUGCGCAGUGAUGAAUCUUGGAUCGAUAUAUCAUCACAGCCUUCCUCCUCCUCCCUCUCCUCCAUCAACGAUGAAAUUGUCACCACUGGGCUUCGUGUCCAACAAGAUCGCAAUCCCAACGUGCGGAGACGACAGUGGCCCCAGCCAGGCGGACCAUCCCACGUAAACCUCGAAACGAGACAAACAGGCACGAGCAGCCAGGAAGAAUACGAAGAGAGUGAGAGCGAGGAUGACCAAGUUAUCACUAGUUCGACCGAGCGUAUUACUCCCGGCACACGGCUCCUCAGCAUGCCCCAGCCAGAGUUCGACGGCGGAUCAUCAGAUGAGGAUGAGGAUGACGACGAUGAGAAUAGCACAGCCCUAGGAGGAAGAACUGCCGAGCCAGUCUUCACACCACAGCCUAACGCAUUCUCUCAUCCCCCAUCCUCGCGACACCACAGUUCCGUCGGUCGUGACUCUUACUUCCCCGGCCAGAGACAAAACAACGAUAGAAACGGCUACCCAGCACGCAGACAAUCCUCUUAUAGCCACCAAACAGACCACGAUGCAGCCCUCCGAGCCUCUCUUACAACCCUCCUUUCCAUCGGUGCAGCCACCGCACGAGGCUUACCGAAGAGAAACCAACCCAGUAACACAAUGCCCAGCAACGAUCAAAUGGGUCUCCGUCUUGUGCCCGAAUCCGAGCUUGUAGGCGGUGCUCCAACAGCCCGGGCGAACACUUCCCAUCCCCGCACGCCAUCUACGCGUGUACGGAGCAGCCCUAGCAUCUCCAGCCAAGAGGCCGUCGAAAAAGGGAAGCGGAAAGCUAGUACCAGCGCAGCUACAAAAACGGGCGACAAGGCUCGAGCGGAGAAGAAGCGUAGAAAGAGUGCGCAAGUUGUAGCAGUAGGAGAGGAGACUUUCCUUAGCCCUACGCUCUCGGCGUGGGUUAUGUCCGCCAGUGUGUUGAUUCUCUUCAGUGUUGUGGGAUUUGGAGCCGGCUACGUUAUUGGACGCGAGGUUGGGAGACAGGAAGUCCUAAGCGGAAUUCAUGGUACCAGCUUCACUGAUGGCGGAGGUUGCGGCAGGGAGGUCGCGAGAAGUGCCAGAGGGAGCGGCGGUCUGAGGAGGUUGAAUUGGAGAAUCGGCCGGAGUGGAACGAGCGUCAUUGCAUGA